AUGGGGAGCCUACAGUUGAGCCUUGUGGUCUUUGUCUUGCUCUCCUGUGUUCUACCAGUUAGAAGUGGAAUGAAUAUGUACAUAAGACGAAUGUUCCAAACCUGCUGGCUAUCCCGUGGCGUUUGCAAGAAUGAGUGUACCGGAGAAGAAUUUUUUCACAUUCUUUGCGGUACCCAGUCCUUGUGCUGUAUACUCAAAAAGGACAUGCCCACUCUCUUCGUGAAGUAG
Acomys russatus (golden spiny mouse) is the source of this 228-nucleotide messenger RNA. RefSeq names its product defensin beta 135 (gene Defb135). The coding region runs from base 1 to 228 and encodes 75 amino acids. Gene Ontology annotation, cellular component: extracellular region. Lineage: Eukaryota; Metazoa; Chordata; Mammalia; Rodentia; Muridae. Gene Ontology annotation, biological process: innate immune response. The record is from RefSeq and is a predicted model, not a curated record. The transcript has 2 exons.